AAUGAUAUAGCAAUGGAUUUAUUAUGCGUCUUUAUUAUUGCAAUAGCAGCUUUACACCUAAAAGUUCUAAAUGAAAAUCUUCUAAAUGCUGAUAUAAAUAUUAGGGCCUUAUCAGAUUUUAAAGAGGAAAAUAUUGAACUAAAGAUGCUUGAGUAUUUAACUAAUUGCUGCUUAUACUAUACCGACAUUGAAGAGUAAGUGGCUUAUAACUUUUAGGUUACCUGGAAUUUAUUUAAAGACUUAUCUUAUUAGGUUUGUAAAGGGAAUUAAUGAAGUAUUCUCAGUUCAUAUAUGUGCGCAGUUAAUUACAAGUAUUGUAGCUAUUUGUAAUACCGGAAUAAUGAUAUUGGCGAUCAAUCCCAUAUCUUUGGAAGGACUUAUGAUUGUUACUUAUGGAGUAAAUAUGUUAAGCGAAUUAGGAUUAUACUGUUGGUAUGGAAAUAUGAUACUGUUUGAGAGUUCUGAAAUAAUGAUAUCUUCUUAUUUAUCGAACUGGUACGAGAGAAGUCGACCUGUAAAAAAAAUAUUAUUCAUGCUUAUGGAACGAGCGAAGAAGCCUAUGAGAAUCAAGGGAGGCAAUUAUAUUGCUUUGAAUUACGUGACAUUUGUUAUGAUUAUAAAGUAUAGCUACUCAUACUUUGCUCUUUUAAGAAGUACCAUGGAAGAAGAUUAAACGUUAAUAUGAAACCAAUUCAGUUAAAUAAAAUUACCAUUUAUAUUUUUUUUAUUUUAUAUAUAAUUACCAUAAACUCGUAUUAUUAACUAGGUAGAUGAGAAAAAGGUAACGGAGCACUAACAAAAUGUUCAUUUUUAAAUCUCAUUGUUAUGACGUAAAAUUUUUAAAUACGGGCUUAUAACGUCGAUAUACGCAAAUUUAUUAAUAGUAUUUAUC
Molecule: messenger RNA, 892 nt
Organism: Anthonomus grandis grandis
Lineage: Eukaryota; Metazoa; Arthropoda; Insecta; Coleoptera; Curculionidae
Product: odorant receptor 94a-like
Exons: 4
Coding region: 341-673 (110 amino acids)
Biological process (GO): detection of chemical stimulus involved in sensory perception of smell; sensory perception of smell
Cellular component (GO): plasma membrane
Molecular function (GO): odorant binding; olfactory receptor activity
Source: RefSeq, a predicted model, not a curated record